GAGAGUUUACGUCAGUUCGACCAGAAUGAGAAUUUUCACGUAUAUCUUCUUGUUACCUACCAUAUUAGUGGUUUUCUGUGCUGUGAACUUCGCUGAAGGCGGGAAAUUUGGGGAGUGGUUAAGGAAGAAAGGACUCAUCGUAUGCGAAAGAGGUGCUCCAAAAUUUAGUGGCGUCCCUCCCGUCGUUCGCAUGCUGCCGCCUAAAAUACUCAAAUAGAAACUUAAACCAUUGGGACAUC
This is a messenger RNA of Cylicocyclus nassatus, 239 nucleotides long. Lineage: Eukaryota; Metazoa; Nematoda; Chromadorea; Rhabditida; Strongylidae. The record is from the annotation of a GenBank genome assembly.